Messenger RNA from Oncorhynchus nerka (sockeye salmon), 1305 nucleotides. It is a transcript of the gene krtcap2, whose product is annotated as keratinocyte associated protein 2. Bases 133 to 543 code for a protein of 136 amino acids. The transcript is spliced from 5 exons. The record is from RefSeq and is a predicted model, not a curated record. NCBI's taxonomy places the organism in Eukaryota, Metazoa, Chordata, Actinopteri, Salmoniformes, Salmonidae.
GUGUGCCACCUCUCACCGGUUCCGGGUAGCAGAAACAGAGUUUGUUCCUGGAGCUGCCUGUGUUUUGAAAGGAUAUCGAAAACACAUGUUGUUUUGUUGUCAACAACGUAAUUAUUGAUUAAAUAUCAAAACAUGGCGGUGAACACAGGCACAUCCCUGGUUCUGUCCAGUCUGUUCUCUGUGUUGGUGUUUGCUGGGAUGCAGAUGUUCAGCAGACAGCUGGGCUCUACAGAGUUGCUCACCAUCCUGGGAGGCUUCCUGGGCUCUGUCCUCUUCAUCUGCUCCCUCACAGCCUUCAGUAACCUGGAAAACCUCAUCUUCGGCAAGGGAUUCCAGGUCAAGAUCUUCCCAGAGAUCCUGGUGUGCCUGUGCCUCUCUCUGUUUGCCUCUGGGCUAGUGCACCGUGUGUGUGUCACCACAUGUCUGAUAUUCUCUCUGUUCGCCCUCUACUACAUCAACAAAGUGUCUACUGCUCUGUACCAGGCAGCUGUUCCCACGGUAAUGCCAGCCAAGGCUGCCAGCAAGGGCAAGAAAAAGAACUAAGUCACUAAUUAGAUCAAACUUUCAUACCGUCAUCCAAUCAGCAUCCACUACAACGGCUAACCAGGCAAGGGAGAAAUGGUGUAGGUUAGCCAAUGACAGUGUACCCCAGUUUCCUUUUUGUAGGUCGUGCCAACCAGCAUUCUUAGAUAUUUUCCUUGACUUCUUAACUCUAUGAUCACUGAUCUCCAAGGACUGGACACCUCUCAGCAGUAUAGAUAACCUGAGACCUACCCAGCUCAUCCAUACACUGUUCUCAGCAGUAUAGAUAGCCUGAGACCUACCCAGCCCAUCCAUACACUGUUCUCAGCAGUAUAGAUGACCUGAGACCUACCCAGCCCAUCCAUACACUGUUCUCAGCAGUAUAGAUGACCUGAGACCUACCCAGCCCAUCCAUACACUGUUCUCAGCAGUAUAGAUAGCCUGAGACCUACCCAGCCCAUCCAUACACUGUUCUCAGCAGUAUAGAUAGCCUGAGACCUACCCAGCCCAUCCAUACACUGUUCUCAGCAGUAUAGUUAGCCUGAGACCUACCCAGCCCAUCCAUACACUGUUCUCAGCAGUCAUGAGGCCUGGGGUGGAGGAAAGGAAGCAGUUUGGGAUCUAGCCAGAAUCAUGUCUCUACAUUCCCUACAUCAUCCCCAUGUACUCAGCACUUGUUUCAAAAUGCUUGUCUACAGAUCCAUACUUUUGAUUGACAUCCUUUUUGUUUUGGUAUGAAAACUUUGUUGUUAAUGAAUUUGUAAUUAAAACCCAUUGAAAAUA